This is a messenger RNA of Saprolegnia diclina VS20, 1471 nucleotides long. RefSeq lists its product as hypothetical. The transcript has a single exon. The coding region runs from base 27 to 1424 and encodes 465 amino acids. NCBI's taxonomy places the organism in Eukaryota, Oomycota, Saprolegniomycetes, Saprolegniales, Saprolegniaceae. The record is from RefSeq and is a predicted model, not a curated record.
GCUGCCUAAUCAGACAAGAUCUGGUUAUGACGACGCCGGAGCUGCCAACGCACCUCCUCGAGAAGAUCGUCUGCAACCUCGACGACUCGACGUCCUUCUUCUCGGCGCUGAACGAGCUACCUUGCACUGGCAGAAGCCCGUUCCUCGCUGCGUUUUGCGAGGCCGCGGCCGUGUGCCCACCGUGGCGCCUGUGGCCCAAGUUGCAAAUUUUCGCGCAUGAGCCUCUGGCGAGCGAAGCGCUCGUGGAGCGCGUGCUCCGAGACCAUCCGCGCGUUUGGCUCGAUACGACUUGUCUGGUUGCGUAUGUUUAUAUGAUGUCGCCGACGGCCCAGCUCCAGCUUGCCGUGACUGACGACGAAAUCAUCGACACGACCUUGCUCGCCAACGUCACCGACUUGCAUGUGAUCUCCACGGACCCUCAACUGCUUGUGCCCACUGCAGCGCGCUUGGCGAACGCACCCCGCGUUCGCACGCUGCGCCUCGCCGUUGAUAUCGGCGUCGUGCUACAGAACGACGAUCUCCUUGAUGUGCUUUCGGCGAGUCUCUCGCCGUCGCUGGAGUCGCUAGUUUUUCUCUUUGACGGUGACCUUCUCGACGAGCUGAGUGACGUGGUCGUGAUGCGCGUUGCGCAACUCAUCGUGACGUUUCCCGUCUCCAUGGUCCGCUUCUCGAGCGUCCGAACAAGCAACGCCGGGGCACGCACGCUCUUUGAUGCGCUUCGUAACGCACCGAGCCUCGACAAGAUCAACUUCUUAAGCUGCGAUCAGCUUGUGAGUAUGAUCGCGGCGUUUAGCCAGCCGAGAACGUGUCUGCGCUACCACGAACACGACGCCGCAUGCGUCGCAAAGGUUGCGCAGUCGUCCGCCUUUCCAACGAUGAGAGAGUGGUCCAUGUCGACUUCGUACCGGGAGGCGCGCCCAGUGUACGCGUUGCUCCGGGCGAUGCCUCGACUGCACCACAUUUCCGUGAGCUGUGACAGCGACGACGAUGUAUAUAUGUACCCCGUUCUCCUCGCCGAUAUCGCCACGCUACAAAACUUGCGGUCGCUCGCAUUUUCCGCCGAGCGUCUCCUCGGCAACCCAGACCACGCCGCGCAGCUCUUUCUCAUGCUUCGGGAGCUCCCAAAUCUCGCAACACUGCGGCUCAUUUGCGCAGGCACCACGACCGAAGGGGUCAUCGUGCUCGCGGCCGUGCUAUCCCGUCUCCCGCACCUCCACCACAUCGAUUUGUCUGAAAAUUUUCUUGGUGACGCCGCGGUCCCCGUGCUGGAGCACAUCAUUGCGAUGCCGCAGCUCCAGUCGCUCUGGCUCGCCUGCAACGACCUCUCGCCCGAGGCCAAGGCACGACUCGGCCGCUACUUGCAGCAACUGGACCGGUCUCCCUGCCACCUCGCGCUCGACGACUACCAGCAGUCGUUCGUUUGAAUAAUGACGAGCUGCCUGUUGCUUCCUUAAUCGAAGUUGCGUUUGCC